AUGUCCGAAGAAAAAGAUCAUUCGGAACAGCAGACGACAACUCCGGCAGUCGAAGAAGACGGAGUGUUGGCUAACCCCAGAGCAGUUUGUACCGUUUGUAAACAUUUGUACCGGGAACCUAAAAUCCUGCCGUGCCUACACACAUUCUGCCUGGAGUGUAUCAGCCGUCUGGAACCCUUUUCGGUCGCCGCUGGUCGCCACCGGAACAGUCCUGAACAAGAGGGUGGGCACGGAGGAGCCCCGAAAAAGGGGGUGGCAGAGAAAUCCACACGGGUCUGUGUCAAGGUGCUCUGCCCCCAAUGUUACUCCGAAGUGGACCUUCCACCUUCGGGGCCCGCCGGGCUCAGCACCGACCACCUGGCGCUAGACGAAGUGUUCCUCGAGACUUUGGUAAGCGACGGCCCGCUGGGGUGUGACCUCUGUGGAGAAGGAGGCGCCGAGAACCGCUGUGAGGUCUGCUGUGUCAACCUGUGCGAGUUCUGUUUACAAGCGCACAGGCGUCAGACACGGACAUCAUCUCAUUCCAUUCAGAAAUUACAGGAUCUGAAAUCUCGGGGUCGCCUCUGCCGUCCUGUCCUGUGCACUCUCCAUCCCGGCCAGGAGCUGUUGCUCUUUUGCCAGCUUUGCGAUCUGCCAGUGUGCAUGGAGUGCGCCUCAACGCACCACUCGGAGCACCGCUGUUGCCCCGCCCACGAAGUUGUAGGCUGCCACGGAGACCGCAUCAGGACGCUGAUAACUGUCCGCUUGCGACCUCACCUGCAAAGACUAGAGCAGACACUGCAGAAGGUAGAGGUUUCCCAGGAAGCUUUGCUGACUAGAGUGGAGGCCACAGCCGAUGAGGUGCGGACAUUUGCCCGAGGCUAUGCCAGUGCGGUGGAAACUCACUGCUUGGACUUAUUGCAUCGACUGGAGGAACUUCACCUUCACCGCCGGAACCAGCUGCAUUUGCAGAGGGCACAGCUGCAACAGGCGCUGUCGGACGUCCAGGGCGGUGUGGACUUUGCUGAUAGGCUCCUGAGCUGUGGCUCGGAUGCCAAGAUAAUCAGCGCUAAGGGCGUGACACUGAGAAGACUGAGCAGCCUAGUGGAGAGCAGCUGUGAAGAUCAGCUGGCAGCGCUAGUCCCUGAUGAUGGCAGCGGUAUCCGCUUUGAUCCCCAGGGAGUAGCGGGGGAAGUGAGCGGUUAUCCAGUGGUGGGCGUGAUUCAUUUUAAGGCCCUGGACCCAAACAAAUGCACACUAGAUGGAGAAGGUCUGGAGCUGGCUAAUGAGGGCCAGCAGGCUCAUUUUACCCUGGUCUGCCGAGACUCCACAGGGGACCAAAUGGCACAUGGGGGCGAUCAUGUCCUGGUCAGCAUUGUUCACAGGGAGAAGAAAAAUUGCAUGUUGGAAAGCACAGUGGUGGACAACAAUGACGGCUCUUACAAAAUAUCAUACACACCGGACGAGGCAGGAAUGUAUUCCGUGUGGGUUUGUGUCAAAGCUCAACAUGUGAAGGGUUCUCCAUUUGUUUUGAAUGUGAAGAAAAAGCCGAGGACUCACACUGGAAUGUUCCACUGCUGCUCCUUCUGCUCCAGUGGAGGAGCAAAGGAGGCUCGUUGUGGCUGUCCAGGAACAAUGCCCGGAGGAUUUCAAGGGUGUGGGCACAGCCACAAGGGUCAUCCCGGAAAGCCGCACUGGUCGUGUUGUGGCAGCACCACGGAGAAGUCAGAGUGUUUACCUGCCAGUGUGAUCAAAGCCAUCUCCGUGGGUAAACACCUACGCACCGUUGAGCUCUGA
Messenger RNA from Nerophis lumbriciformis (worm pipefish), 1776 nucleotides. The record is from RefSeq and is a predicted model, not a curated record. NCBI's taxonomy places the organism in Eukaryota, Metazoa, Chordata, Actinopteri, Syngnathiformes, Syngnathidae.